Syngnathus typhle (broad-nosed pipefish) is the source of this 1403-nucleotide messenger RNA. RefSeq names its product HAUS augmin like complex subunit 8 (gene haus8). The record is from RefSeq and is a predicted model, not a curated record. Lineage: Eukaryota; Metazoa; Chordata; Actinopteri; Syngnathiformes; Syngnathidae. The coding region runs from base 28 to 1290 and encodes 420 amino acids. The transcript has 12 exons.
GGCGGGAUCUUCCAAAAAUCCAAAAACAUGGCGUCCAGAAGACGAACCAUCGCCGUAGACGCGAAAAGUUUAAGAAGUGGAAACGGCCCUAAUAAAAUCAACAAGAAUGCAACUGCAAAGAAGCCCGUUCAGCCUGCUUCCGAAUCAAAUGGAAUUGUCCAGUCUCGAUGCACGCAGGCUGCAGAGAAGACUUCCACUUCAAAGAGUAACCCGGUGAAUGGUGAAUGUGUGAGUUCACCACAGAGACACGUCUUACCUAAACCCAGCAUUUCCAAGGUAAAAAUGGUCACCUCUCCACGAUGCUCCAUGGGCCCAUCAUCUUCUGGAACGUCAAAAAUUGUCCCAUCUCGGUACAUGCAAGCGGUUGAGAGGUCGUCUCUUUCAAAGAGUAAUUCCCACAACAAUGAUUCUGGGAGUUUACAACCCAAGUUCUCGCAGCCUAAACCCAGCCGUGCUAAAAGCACCCCACCACGAUGCUCCAUGGGCCCGCUCGCUUUUGGGACGUCCAAGGCGUCACAUCAGGAUGAGUCUUUGCUCUUACGAAAGACGGUCUUGCAGUCCACCUUCUCUGACGGACACGGCUUGCCGCCUGAUUUCGAUUUUUCGCUCAUCGGAGAUAAAACAGUGCCCCAAAGUGCCAACGAGACUGUGAGGAACCACGAAGAUGACAAGAACUGCAUCGAGAUGCAAGCGUGGUCCUUGGCUUUUAUCACUGCAAAGAUGGCGCAUAACAUGGCCAAGCUGAAGCCUGAAGCAGAGGCGAGGCUGCUGCACAUGAUGGAGGAAGAGGAGGAGCUGCACAGCAAGGUGAUGGCCAAGAAACGCCAGUACCAUCUCUUGGAGAAGCAGAGACAGGCCAAUGAGCUUUUAGAUCUGCAGAUUUCCGCUUUGACUCCAGCAUUAGAAACUAUCCAACCGUUCACAGAGUCUUACAAGACUUUGGCCUCAGCCGUAGAUACCACCCGACACGUUCUGCCCGUCAAGAACUUCCACAUUGCCGGUGACACGCGAGAAUUUCUGGAUAAAGCAGAGGCUUGUUUGAAGGAAAGCGAGGUGCUUCUGAAAGAAUGCACAGAUGGAAAUCACGAGGAGAACCGGGUCACUCUAGAGUGCCUUAAAGCUAUUAAGAGGGACUGUAAGGAGAUGCGUCAGCACUUGCCUGGAUUGCUUUCGGAACUGUCCGAGCUGUCAUCGCUGAAAUCCCGUCACAGCGUUUUAGUGCAGCAGGCUGAGGAGGAGGAGAAGCUGGGACUUGAAAAGCUCAUGGAGCUGUGCUGCCCAAAACAAUAAUGUUGUUGGCUGCGUGGGAGGACGAUGUAUUGUGCAUGCACUUUCCAAUGCCACUUUGAUGCACACUUUUUAAAUUAAUAAAGAUUGUCAGACAAUAAAUUGAAAAGCAGUGA